AUGGCAGCGCGGGACCGGUUUGGUGUCUAUGCUGAACCCGUGCAGUCCACUCUACAACGCUACAUCCACAACGCUUGCGACCCACAAAACUUCGAACCCAAUCUCGCCUUGAACCUGGAGGUAGCGGAUCUAAUUAACUCCAAAAAGGGCAAUGCCCCUCGAGAAGCUGCUAUUAGCAUAGUACACCUCAUAAAUUCUCGGAAUGCAAAUGUUGCCCUGCUCGCCCUUGCACUUCUUGAUAUAUGUGUGAAAAACUGCGGAUAUCCGUUCCAUCUCCAAAUAAGCACCAAGGAGUUUCUCAAUGAAUUGGUUCGAAGAUUUCCGGAACGACCCCCCAUCCGACCCUCGAGGGUACAGCAUCGAAUUCUAGAGUCGAUCGAAGAAUGGCGGCAGACAAUAUGUCAGACUUCCCGAUACAAGGACGAUUUGGGCUUCAUCAGAGAUAUGCACCGCCUGCUCCUUUACAAGGGCUACAUGUUUCCGGAGGUCCGCCGCGAAGAUGCCGCAGUUUUGAACCCGAGUGAUAAUCUUCAAUCUGCAGAAGAAAUGGAAGAAGAGGAACGGGCCGCCCAAUCAGCGAAACUCCAAGAACUCAUUCGAAGAGGGAGCCCUGAAGAUCUUCAGGAGGCCAACAGGUUGAUGAAAGUGAUGGCAGGCUAUGACACGAAACAUAAAACGGAUUAUAGGGCAAAGGCCGCUGAAGAGGUUGCCAAGGUCCAACAAAAGGCAAAGAUUCUGGAGGAAAUGCUCCAGAGGUACAAGCCUGGUGAUAAAAUAAAUGAAGGGGACGUGUUUGAGGAACUCGCCAACGCACUACAAAGCGCCCAUCCGAAAAUCCAAAAAAUGUGCGAGGAGGAAUCAGACGACUCAGAAGCUGUUGCUAAACUUCUUGAAAUCAACGAUAGCAUACAUCGGACAAUCCAACGCUAUAAACUGGUGAAGUCAGGUGAUCUAGAAGCUGCAGCCAAGAUUCCCAAGGGGACGCUGGGGACAAGCACAGGCGUCAAGAAGACUGCCGAUAAUGAAUUUUCUUUAAUCGAUUUUAGCGCCGAUGCAGAACCCAGUUCCAAUGGUAGUACAAUCGCUAGUACAUCUCAGCCCCAAGCUCCCAAGUCUUCAGAGGGGGACCUUCUUGGUCUUUCGUUUCAAGAUAAUUCACAACCAGAGCAUGGUGGCAUAUCCCUAGGAUACGGCUUUAAUUCGAGCCCUUUGGCGUUCCCCGGAUUUUCGCCCUCAUCACAACCUUCCGGAAACCUGUUUAACGACCCCAACCCCUCCGCCACUGCUGUCUCAGUAUCAAACACACAGUCCCCUGCACCUCUUCUAACUUCAAUACAGCAACAAAUAGCCACCCCUCCUCCAGCAGACCCAUUUACAUCUCUAGUCUCGGCACGUUCCCAGACUUCAUCGCCUUUCCACCAACUUCAAAGCUUUAUGGGAACUAGUCACUCACCAUCAGCAGCCAUCCUCGACCUGGCUCAACCUGUGUCUCAACCAGCUGCCCAGACGACAGCGUCGACAUCCACUGCAGGGGAUGAUGAAUGGACCUUUGCCUCGGCCCUUCCAGAGGAUAGCGCACCUAGUACAAGCAAGGUACAAGUCCUGAAAUCAUCUAUCGGAAUUGAUUUCAUCUCAAGUCGGAAUGCAGGGGAGCAGAAGAUUCAUGUGGUAGUCUCCUUUUCAAGUAACACCAGCCAACCCAUUUCUGAGAUCCACUUCCAAGUCGCAAUUGAGAAGGCAUAUACCUUGCAACUUACACCACAGUCUGGACGUCAACUAGCGCCAUUACAGCAGAAUGGAGUACGUCUUGAAAUGCACUUGGACGGCAUACCCCCCGGGAGCGGUAACUCGGUUAAGUUGAGAUAUAAGGUUUCUUAUAAAUUGGGAGCGGAGUUAAAAGAAGAGCAGGGGCGGGUACCUCCUUUAGGCAUAGCUUGA
Molecule: messenger RNA, 1938 nt
Organism: Paracoccidioides brasiliensis Pb18
Exons: 8
Coding region: 1-1938 (645 amino acids)
Biological process (GO): protein transport to vacuole involved in ubiquitin-dependent protein catabolic process via the multivesicular body sorting pathway; Golgi to endosome transport; Golgi to vacuole transport
Cellular component (GO): trans-Golgi network
Molecular function (GO): phosphatidylinositol binding; ubiquitin binding
Source: RefSeq, a predicted model, not a curated record